GUACACAGCCCAUUGAACACCCGAACGUUUGCCUUAAAGAUACGCUUCGCCUCAUAGUAUCGCUAAAAUGAAUGCUAUUUUAUAUGCAAGCAUAUUUCAGCUCUUUCUUGGCGCCCUUGCCGACUACGGGAACCAACAUCCUCCCCAAGGAUCCUUGGAAGAGCUUAUCAGCGCACUUAACACCUCUGGACCAAUUUGGAUGGUCAAGCGCACCUACAAUAAACCAAAUCAUAGCUGCGUCUAUUCAAAAAUGGUAUUGCUUAAUGGAACCGAUUAUGAAUUUUUGCAGUCUUACAUGGACAAUGGGAUAAUGAAACAAAGACAUCUAUAUGCGCAUCUUGCCACGGUAAAUGAUACUGCAACUGGUGAGGGGGCUAUGAUGACAGUCAGCGAAGAAAAGCGCGCGCGUUGGGGAACAAAUUACUUACUGGUUAUCUCGACUCCUAUAGAGAAGUGCGGUAUUCUGAGCUUCUUCAACAAUGCUACCAACCGGUAUGACUGUGAAAUGUACGCCUGGAAUGAAACUGUGCAAACGGAACUCCACGAGUGUAAAGAAUGUUAUAGGCUGUAUUGUAGUCAACAAAAUGAAGAUCAUACUGUCUACAAUAAUGAGUGCACAGAAGAUCCAGGUUGCUGAAAGGCUUGCGGUUAGCUGAGCAGACCGAUAUUUCUUCAAGCCACUCCAAGAAAACGCAUGUGCUCAAUAAAAUUAUAAUGACCCUU
Molecule: messenger RNA, 723 nt
Organism: Dermacentor silvarum
Lineage: Eukaryota; Metazoa; Arthropoda; Arachnida; Ixodida; Ixodidae
Exons: 5
Coding region: 68-637 (189 amino acids)
Source: RefSeq, a predicted model, not a curated record